Messenger RNA from Linum trigynum, 2136 nucleotides. Lineage: Eukaryota; Viridiplantae; Streptophyta; Magnoliopsida; Malpighiales; Linaceae. The record is from the annotation of a GenBank genome assembly.
AUGGCCACGUCCACUCUCCCGAUUCUCUUGCUUAUCCUUCUUGUAGUCUCACAGAAACAUAUGCAGCCGGCGACCGGCGCCGGUGGCAACGAAACCGACAGACUAUCACUUCUCCAACUCAAAUCCACACUGGUAGACCCACUUGGAGCUCUGAGCUCAUGGAACCAAAGCCUCCAUUUCUGCCAAUGGCAGGGAGUAACCUGCAACAACGAGGAAGAAGAGAGAGUAACCCAACUCGACCUCAAGUUAAGGCAGCUCAGCGGCUCAAUCUCCCCACACAUCGGCAACCUGACCUUCUUAACCCACCUUAUCCUCAACAACAACUCCAUCUCCGGCGAAAUCCCGUCGGAAAUCGGCCGUCUGCAACGCCUUCAGGUGCUCGUUCUAUUUCAGAAUUCCAUCUCCGGCUCCAUACCGCCGAACCUCUCCGCCUGCUCGAAUCUCACCAGAUUGGGAGUUGCCUUCAACAGCUUGGCCGGCGAAGUCCCGUUACAGCUAUGCAAUCUCAUCAACCUCCAGUUACUCUCGAUUCCUUUCAAUAACUUGAGCGGGAAUUUCCCUUCCUGCUUCGGCAACGCGUCUUCCCUCCAGACGAUCUCCGCGGCUAGGAAUGAAUUCGUCGGCGGAAUUCCCGAGUCUCUGGCCCGAUUGAGAGACCUAGGUUUAAUUAGUUUUGGGGCGAAUCGGUUUUCGGGUUCAUUCCCACUUCAAUUCUUCAACUCCUCUUCCAUUCACACCAUAAGCAUCAUUGAAAAUCAACUCACCGGAACUCUGCCUCCGGAUAUCGGGUUCACUCUGCCGAAUCUGGUCCAUCUCAACGUGGCUUACAACAAUUUCUCCGGUCGAAUUCCUGGGUCAAUCUCCAACGCAACGAACCUGCAAGCUUUCGAGUUGGGCCACAACUAUUUCCACGGCGGAGUGCCUUCUUUGUCAAAGCUGAACAGGAUUCAAUUCCUGGGACUGAUGAACAACAGCUUAGGAAGUGGAGGUGUAGAAGAUGAUCUGUUGUUCCUCCAUUCCUUGACCAACAGCACCCUUCUCCAAGGGAUCAACAUCGGAUUGAACAAUUUCUCCGGCGAAUUGCCUCACAGCAUAAGCAACUACUCCGCCACUUUCGUCAGGCUGAGUCUACGUUUCAACCCGAUGAUCACCGGAACUAUUCCGGCGGGGCUCGACAGGCUGGUCAACUUGGAACAGCUGGAUUUCUUGGGCAACAGUCUUUCCGGCAAUCUGCUUGUUGAAUUGGGGAUGCUCCCCAACUUCAUGACUCUUCAGGUUCAGAACAACAGCCUGUCAGGAAGCAUUCCUUCCAAUAUCGGGAAUUCAACCACGUUACUCGGGGUCUGGCUGCAAGGGAAUCAACUGGAAGGUGAGAUUCCGGCGAGUUUCGGGAAAUGUAAGGAUAUGGAGAUUCUCUAUUUGGCAGACAACAAUCUCAGCGGGGAGAUUCCGCCGGAGAUUCUCAAUCUCCCGGACUUGAGUCGUGUUCUUGAUCUUUCAAGGAACAGGUUGAGUGGUCGGAUUCCAGAGGAAGUCGGAAGCUUGGUCAACCUUGGUCGACUUGAUCUCAGCAAUAAUGUGCUUUCCGGUUCAAUCCCGUUGAGUAUAGGGAGAUGCGUGAGACUAGAGAACCUAAACCUGAUGGGAAACUUGUUUCAGGGUUCUAUCCCUUCAUCUCUUAGGACGCUCAAAGAAGUGGAACUCAACGCUCUAGCAAAUCAUACGACAAACUCUUCUUCAAUUGCUGUUCGAGGAACAGUUGGCUAUAGCGCGCCAGAGUACGGAAUGGGGAGUGAAGUGUCCACCAAUGGAGAUGUGUACAGCUAUGGCAUCCUCUUGCUGGAGAUGUUCACAGGGAGAAGGCCUACUGAUGAAACAUUCAGAGACGGGUUGAAUCUCCACAACUUUGCAGCGGCUCUUGGUGAUAAUGCAGCAGACUACAUUGAUCCAAGACAAGAUGACAACAGCAGCAGAUCGAGAACGAAUGAAAAGCAGGUGUUCCCAGAGGCAGUGGUUUCGAUUAUACAAGUUGGGGUUGAAUGUUCAAAUGAAAUUGCAAGAGAACGAAUGGGCAUAAGUGAUGCUGUAACUAAGCUAACAGCAGUAAGGGACAAAAUUGUUAAGAGACGUAACUAG